AUGGUUUCCAGACACUACUUGGUUUUGCUUCUCUGCUUUUUGCUGCUGCUUCCUCUUUUCCCAGCUGCAGUCUUCUUAAAGCAGGAUCAGGCAAACAGCUUGCUGAAAAGACAAAGAAGAGCGAAUAGCCUCUUUGAAGAAUUAAAAAUAGGAUCGCUACGACGGGAAUGCUUUGAAGAAACGUGUUCAUAUGAGGAAGCCAGAGAAAUCUUCGAAGAUGAUAAAAGGACAAUGGAAUUCUGGCAGAAUUAUGUUGAGGCCAACCAGUGUGACUCUGACCCCUGUCAGAAUGGUGGGACAUGUGUUGACCAUUUUCAGGCCUAUGUUUGCCUUUGCCCUGAGGAGUAUAAGGGUAAAAACUGUGAAAAAGGUCUGAAUGACAAACCGACGUGCAUUAAUGAAAAUGGUUACUGUGAACAUUAUUGCAUUGACAGUCCAACCAUGAUACGACAAUGCUUUUGUGCAGAGGGUUACAUACUAGCAAGUGAUGAGGUGUCCUGUACUCCCCAAGUGGAUUACCCAUGUGGGAAAAUCCAUGUUUUGGCAAAGCAAAGCGCAAGUCCUCAGGGGAGAAUUGUAGGUGGUUAUGUCUGUCCUCCAGGUGAAUGUCCAUGGCAGGCUCUGAUAAUAGAGAAUAAGAAAGCAAAGUGUGGGGGUUCCCUGCUGGGACCAAGCUGGAUAGUUACUGCCGCUCACUGCUUAGAGAACACACAUCCCGAACAGCUCCGAGUAAAACUGGGUGAAUACAGAAUAGAUCAUGAGGAUGAAGGGGAGCAAGAAAGGAAAGUUUCUGAAAUCAUAAUGCAUGAAAAAUACAUUCCACAAACAACGGACCAUGACAUUGCCCUGCUGCGCCUGGAGGCGCCUGUUAACUUCAGUGAUUAUGUGGUACCGAUAUGUUUGCCUGAGAAACAGUUUGCAACAUCUGAGCUGUCCUCCAUUAGGUUCUCCACAGUGAGUGGAUGGGGGCGUCUAAUAGAAGGAGGUGCUACUGCUGCUGUUCUUAUGAGAGUUGAUCUGCCACGUGUAAAGACACAAGAGUGUAUACAGAAGGCCAACUUAAAUAUUACAGAAAACAUGUUCUGUGCAGGAGACCUCAGUGGGACCAAAGACUCCUGCAAGGGGGACAGCGGUGGACCUCAUGUCACAAAGUACAAAAACACCUCAUUUCUGACAGGGGUUGUCAGCUGGGGGAAGGGGUGUGCUACCGAAGGCACUUACGGGGUUUACACAAGGGUGUCUAAAUAUCUCGAAUGGUUGAAUAAUCACAUGGAUUCAUAA
Chelonoidis abingdonii (Abingdon island giant tortoise) is the source of this 1281-nucleotide messenger RNA. It is a transcript of the gene F7, whose product is annotated as coagulation factor VII. NCBI's taxonomy places the organism in Eukaryota, Metazoa, Chordata, Testudines, Testudinidae. Gene Ontology annotation, molecular function: calcium ion binding; serine-type endopeptidase activity. Gene Ontology annotation, biological process: proteolysis; blood coagulation. The record is from RefSeq and is a predicted model, not a curated record. Gene Ontology annotation, cellular component: extracellular region.